AAGGAGCUUCAUGUAAUGAUCGCAUGCCCCCAUUUUAGUGGAAUUGUGGAAAUAUUUGUUUCAGAAGUUUACUUUUUAAUUAUAUUUCUUCCACCUGCUUUACUAUCGCUGUGGUGAAGGGAAGUGCAUAUAGCCAUGGCUGCGCUUUGACGGAACUGCAAUGUUUUGAAUGUCAGAAUUCUGGUCUACUCGUGAAAAUCAAUCGGUUCUAGAAAAUACCGCUAAAGUUCAGUGUGGCUCCACAGUAAGACAUCGUGGGAAUCUCGAUUCGAAAACUCAUCGCCUACAUUUAGGCUUAUUGCUGAACAUUUACAUUUGCAUUACACUUGAUGACUUCAUUGCGGAUUCACAGUGAAAACGUUAUAGGAAUCAACCGUCUGAGAGGGGCAGAGGAUGCUUUCUGUGUCAGACCCAGAGUGACAUUUUAGGGGAGGAAGGGGUCUGUUGUAACACUGUCAUUUUCUUAAUUUCUCAGACUGAAGUAGACUUAUUAUAUCUAUAUAUUUUUCUGUAUUUCUGGUUUUUUUCUUUGGCAAGCCUAGGAAUCUAGUAUUAUUUAGUUAAUAUGGGUUGUCUGUGCAGUAAAGACCAACGUAUUGAGAAGGCACCUAAAGAAUCAAACAAAAGGAUUGAUAAACAGCUACAAGAAGACAAGCAUAAUAACCAAAUAACUUGCCAGCGCCAGUUACUAAUGUUAGGAGCUGCUGAAUCUGGGAAAAGCACGAUAGUAAAUCAGAUGCGAUAUUUACAUGUGGAACUUACUGCAGAGGAGAAAAUGCAUUUUAUACAAAACAACAGUAAAAAGGCUUCAGGGACGUCUGAGACAUUUUUCGUGGUGGACGGUAUCAAUUUUCAUUUAUCUAAUGUUAGAGGUCAGAAGUACGAAAGCGGAAAGUGGAUGCAGUGUUUUGCUGAUGUGUGGGAUGUUAUUUUUGUGGUGGACAGCAGCAGCUAUGACAUGGUGAAGCAUGAAGACAGCCAGACCAACCAGCUGCAGGAGGCACUAAACCACUUCAAGAUCAUCUGGAACAACAGGUGGCUAAGGACCCUUCCUGUCUGGGUCUUACUGAACAAACAGGACCUUCUAGCAGAGAAGGUUUUGGCGGGAAAAUCAAAAAUGGACGAGUAUUUCCCAGAGUUUGCACACUACACUAUGCCGGAAUAUACAACAGCAGUACCAGGGGAGGACCCUCGAGUCACCAGGGCAAAGUACUUCAUACAUGACGAGUUUCUGAAGAUCAGUACAGCAGGCCAAAAAGACGAAACUGACUAUUGUCAUCUGGUUUUCAUCUGUGCAGUCGACACGGAAAACAUCCUGCUCUUCUUCAAAGUCUUGAGAGAUAGCCAGUUUGGUAGAUUUUCGACACUGAGACACAUAUUUUUCACCAACUGAGACAAAUGUCAACGAUUUGAUUACUUGAGACUUAAUUACUUGGCAUAAAAUAAAAUAACUUGAGAUUUGACUUUGACCGCAUUCCAGCCAACUACAUUGCAGUUGCCAGAUCUCACAAUGCCUGGAUAGGUGUUGAACAUAUCCACUAACCACAUCAUAUAAUAUAGCACUCUGACUGCGCAGUUCAUGACUGCAAUGUAUUCGGCCUGGAACGUGGCCUACGACUUGGUGACUCCACUGACAUGAGAGACUGAUGAGUUAAAAUACUUUUGUACUGUUUUGUUACUCACUGUGGCAUAUAGUUUUCUGAAAUAGAACCGCAAACCAAGCCUAUUUGAGUAAUCAGA
Molecule: messenger RNA, 1740 nt
Organism: Coregonus clupeaformis (lake whitefish)
Lineage: Eukaryota; Metazoa; Chordata; Actinopteri; Salmoniformes; Salmonidae
Product: guanine nucleotide-binding protein G(s) subunit alpha-like
Exons: 1
Coding region: 566-1393 (275 amino acids)
Biological process (GO): adenylate cyclase-modulating G protein-coupled receptor signaling pathway
Cellular component (GO): heterotrimeric G-protein complex
Molecular function (GO): guanyl nucleotide binding; G-protein beta/gamma-subunit complex binding; G protein-coupled receptor binding
Source: RefSeq, a predicted model, not a curated record